This is a messenger RNA of Colletotrichum navitas, 2408 nucleotides long. Its product is annotated as TAP-like protein-domain-containing protein. The coding region runs from base 204 to 2246 and encodes 680 amino acids. The record is from RefSeq and is a predicted model, not a curated record. The transcript is spliced from 5 exons. Lineage: Eukaryota; Fungi; Ascomycota; Sordariomycetes; Glomerellales; Glomerellaceae.
CCCUAAGAGGAUAGUAUGACAGGGGAGUUGCCAAUAGUCUGCGGCUCUGAGCGACCUUCCUUACCUCGACCAUAACAGCGAAACUAUCAUCGGCACCUUCUUCAUCAUUAAUCCAUCUGGCCACACUAUAGUAACAUUAAUCGAACCAGGACUUGUUCCCUGACUCCUGCUAGCACCUCUUUGCCACUGUCGUGCUCGCAGUCAUGACGGCGAAAAGCUGCGCUGAGUCAAUCACGCCUCAUCGACGCGCGCACUCGCAGCGGAUAGAUUGGUGUAGACCUCUCGUUCUCGCUGUCGUUCUCUUGAGCCUCUGGACCUGGAAACUCACUGAUUAUCUCCAUGCCCGCAAUGCAAUUCUCCAUCCACACCGUGCCCCGUUCCCGGUCUUCGCCGACUGGGACGACGUCCCGACCAGCGAGGAACUGCGCUGGGUGCGAUGCGUAUUGCCCGGCAUGGUUUCCGCCGGCCGCAGCUACAUGUGCGCCCGCCUGACCGUGCCGAUGGAUUACCAACGUCCUCUGAAUAAGUCCUCUGAUAGCCCCAAGGUCCACAUCGCCAUGGUCCUCCUUCCCGCCCUCGGCCACGGCUUGGAAACGGGCCGCUUCUCCGAGUCUCCGCUUCUUGUCAACCCCGGCGGACCAGGUGGGUCCGGAACCGCUUUCGUGCUCCCACCCUACGGCCCCAACCUCCAGUUGGCCGCUGGAGGUACACUCGAUCUUAUAGGCUUCGAUCCCCGGGGCGUCGGAGCCACGACGCCCCGCGCCGACUGCUUCGUCGAUAUCGAGCCGGGCCAUGAGUCCUCAACCAGGGCGAAGAACCUCGGCUACUUGCACCGGUUGACCUGGCUGGCGAUGGGUCACGAUGUCGGUCUGCUCAACACCACCGCCGCCGCCGAGGACCAGCUUGUCCACAGGACCAAGGCGGCGUCCAAGUUGUGUUCCCUUAAGGACGGGGAAGCGGGCGGGUUCAGAUACAUGGCGACACCGAAUGUGGCGGCCGACAUGAAGACCAUCAUCGAAGCCCACGACGCGUGGCUCAAGGAUAACGGAUUCGACACAAUUCCGCUCAGCGCCGCCGGUACGCUUACAAAAAGUGAAGCGGCACCCCCUUCUACCAAAGGCAAGCUUGUGUAUUGGGGCUUCAGCUACGGCACAUUCCUUGGCCAGACUUUUGCGGCCAUGUAUCCUGAACUGGUGGGACGCUUGAUUCUCGACGGUGUCGUUGAAUCCGGGGCGUACGAUGCCCCUACGUGGAUCUCGGCCAUACAAGACGCAGACGCGGUCCUCAACAAGUUCUUCUACUUCUGCCAUCUUGCCAAAAACGGCUGCGCUCUCUUCCGCGAUGGCGAUGACGGUCCAGCUCCCGUCAAGGAACGAUAUAAACAGGUCAUGGCCAAGCUGCGGGGCGAACCGAUAAUUGCCGUCUCUACCUCGGGGCACAUGCCCGUCGUGCUGAUGGAAGCCGACAUCAAGAGGGUGCUCUUCACCUCUCUGUACUCUCCCGUCAAGACAUUCCCUCUACUGGCCAAUUUCUUAAACCGAUUGUUCGUCGGAGACGACAUCUCCGAGUGGUUGAUUGUGCCGGACUUCGGCUUCAUUCGUGAUCCCAACUUCAAGCUGCCGCUUUACCCCGAGGAGAGCACGUGGGCCGUCUUAUGCAGCGACAGUCGGUACCGUCGGAACGAGACUUGGGGGGAGACUUUCGACAAGGUGUCCAAAUACAGCACUUCGGUUGCUGACGUCUUCACGACCAUCAUGAUGACCUGCGAAGGCUGGGAAAUCGAAGCCAAGUUCCCCAGCCCCGACUGGGACGCAAAUCUACAGAGCCCGGACCCGGUCAACAUCUCCUUCCCGAUCCUCUUCGCAGGCAACACCCACGAUCCCGUCACACCUCUCUCUUCGGCAGUCAAAAUGUCACGGAACUUUGCCAACGCCGCCGUCUUCGAGCUCGAGGCUGAGGGCCACUGCACCCUUGCCGCGACCUCGCUCUGUGCCAUUACGAAGAUCCGUGACUACCUACAAAAGGGCAUCGUCCCAACGCGGUUGACUGUCGCCGCCGACGGCACUCUUUCGGGUUGGGACAAGUGCAAGGCCGAUGAGAGGCCUUGGAAACCCUUUCUGGGCGGGCCUGGCGAGCUGGAGGGUGGCGUGCGGGCGGAGGACCUACAUGCCUUGCAGGGGUUGAGAGACGUGCAUGACAAGGUCGUCGGCAGCUUGACACCGCCUCUGAAGCUGCGCCUUGAUUGAUGAAUCAAGCUCCACAAUCCGCGAUCCCGCAUAGAUCGUAAUCCUGAAUGCGGUUUUCUCGACAUGGUGAUCUCGCCGGCACUUGGAGAGCUUGUUCCAUAUCUUACGGGGUGGGGACAAGACUUCUGGCCAGGCUCUGUAUGAAUGGGAUUUUGAUGGUUC